ACCAAACAAAAAACCAACCAACCAACCAAACAAACAAACAAAACCAAAACAACACCAAGAAUGAAAUUGGAGAGAAACCUGAGAUGGCAGACAUGGCAAGAAAACUCAAGGAGUAAACAAUAAAUAGCCAAAGGAGCCUUGCUAAAGAAGUUUGAUUGAUAUGAUGAAAUAACAUUUAUAUUUUAACAAACAAAUUCAGUGGGCUUUGAUUUGAAUGCAAAUAUUCUAUACAGCUGCACACAAAUAAAAAUCCAGGGUUCUUUAUUAAUUGUCUUUUAAUUUUUUAAUUUAAGAAAAAUAACUUAAUGGGUAAAUGGUCAAAGGUUUUUUCAUAAGAAGAUACAUAUCAGUGCAGCUGCAUUAAUGGACAGAGUCAAGAAAUUAUUAGAAUAGUGCCAAAGUAGAUUUUUCAGCUACCAGUGUUGCCCCUUUACAGGCAUGUUGUGAAGGUCCUGUUGAUAUAUAGAAUGGUCUAUAUUUGUUGCUGUUUUCAUCUCUUUAAAGCUGAGGUGAGCUAAAGCAGUGCAGGCCUUUAACAUGCACACAUUUCACAUCAGGACAGAUUUUCAUUAACAUUGCUUGCCUUGAUAUCAGUCUGCCAUUGAAUAGAAUAGUGACUACACCUGGGGAAGGUCACAGGAAAAUUCAGGUGACCUGGUUGAAGUCAGCAGUACCUACAGGAAACACAGUGAUUUAUAUCAAUGUGGUUGCAGUAAUGCCCAAAAUCUUCAUUCAGAUUCCUGUAAUGUCAACUGUAGAAUAAAACAUAAACGAAUAUUUAAGUCAGACUUUACAGUCCCUGUGAAGGUAUAGGAAAUGGAGGGAUGCAAACCUGAAAGUGAUGCUUCCUAAUUUCCCCACAAUGUAAACCCUCAUCAAUCUAUCUGCUAACAUAAAACAUCAUUUGCAUUUCUUCUACUCAGUACAACUUGUUCUUCUUUCAGAAGCAGGGUGAGUGCUGUCAAUGCUGACACGGAGAAGGACUUCAACAUUUUGAAUAUUUUCAAACUGGAUGUGGCCAGUUUAAAAAAAAGGCUUUGACAACAGAUCUUUCAUAAACAUUACAGAAUUUAACGCAAAUGCCUUUUAAAGUUGACAGCUUUCACCCCUUCACCAACAAUGUUUAAAGCUUACAGGGUAUGCUAUUUUUAAAUAUCAUUAAUACAGUUUUGCUGGCUUUGGACUGUUAAGGUAGACAAAACCAAUAAAAUCUGUUCCACCAUGGAGGACUACUAAAAUACACUAAAAUGGUAUAAGAGGCUGGACUUUAAGUAAGACAGAUACUGUAUUGUUUGGAAACCUCAGGUGUGACUUGAUCUGUGCGGAGCAGCUCUGUGAACCUGUCUGUGUCAGUGUAAGACACAGCUCUACUUCCCAGCAGUGACUGCUUCAGCCAGCUCUGGUUACUGCUGCAGGGCAUGAUUGCUGUGCUGCAACAGGAGGAUUAAUCCUGCUGGCUUUGCUCCAGAGUUUGUGAUGUCCACAAGAGAUGGGAGAAGGGGAGGGAGAAUCCAUCACGUCCUUGCUGGUGUUUGACCUGUGUCUGCAGCCUCAUCUGUAUAUAAAAUUGCACCAGUUGAAUUAAAUAUGGUGUUUCUAUGUGCUCCAGAGUCUGUAUGGACACACAUAACUCAGCCUGCAGGAGGGAUUUAUAUGUUUGUUAAGCUUAAAGUGUUAUGCAUCCCCUGAGAGAACAGUUUUGGAAAAAAUUCCCUGAGAAAGGCCAUAUUUGAGCUCACAUCCUUGGACAAAGCAGAGGUUGGAGGAACAGGUGAAACAGCCAGGAAGAAUCCUGUACCCUGAGACAGUACAAAGGAUCAGAAAGGAAGGAUGUUUGUGAUAGUAUGAACCACAGAAAGAGCAGAGAAGGAAACCCCAAAGCACAACCAGUGAAGAAGGAAGGCCCUGACAACUCACUGUAAGCACCUUGGCCGUGAGAAGCCUGAAGCACAGGGACAAAUCAACCAACCACAAAGCAAAGAGCUCACUUAUUUCCUCUUUUGUGCUCAGUUCUUCACAAUGCUGAAUGGAUUUGAAGGAGCUGAGUCAGUAUUAAUUAGAGUUUCAUGGACGACCUUUUUGUGUUUUGUGACUGCAAGACUGCCUGCCCUCUAUGCACUGCCUUGUUGAUUUGGAAAUAAUGGGGUGAAGAAUUCCUUAUUUUUGUAGAUGGGACAACAGAAAAUAUGACUGUGAGUAAAAUAGAGACAAAUUGUGUGUCUAGGCUCCUGUACUUGGCAGUAUUCACUCUUCUACGAUGUGAUGAAGAUGUGAAGCUCCCAAAAUUGGGGAUAGAUGGAUCUGGCCUUUAACUCAUAUCCCUUCCCAUUGAUGACCUCACCAACACCAGUGGAGCAACUGCAGGAUGAUGUCAGACCCCAGGUACUAAAGGAGCCCAUCAGCAGUAGGGUGCCAAGAAAAUUCCUUUCAGUCCCGAUUCACACGACUACUAGAGCUGCAUUAUUGACAUGAUGCACUCACAGAUCUCACAGCAGUUCAUUAAUUUCUUAUCACUUGGUUGUAACUUAAUGCCCUGUUACCAUGAGGAUAUGUGAAGUCCCCAGAAACAAAGAGGAGAAGUAAAAGUCUCCAAGACCUUUGCAAAUAGCAUGCCCCAGGAUCACUUAAACUGUCUGUUCAGAUGCUGUAGUCUACAGGGUAAAAUGCACCAAGAGACUUUAAUUUCCAGGAAGGCUGAUUUUGUAUCUCAUCCAAAAUAUGCUACCAUUACUACAGCAUCCCAGAUAAAUAUGAUGGGAUCAGUACCAACUGGAAAGGAAGAUAAGUUUUUGCUGAAUCACUGUCACUGCAUCUGGUCUUAGGUAAACACCUACAGGCCCUUGGGUUAGCACUUGAGGGAAUAUAUGUAUAGACGUGUUUCCUCUUUGAGUCACCCACGCCAUUUACUGUGGCAAACAGUUCUUUUUUGAACAGUUCUUCCCACUGUACUGUGGCACUGAUACCUUUUAAACUUUUAGAAGAAAGAGUGCUUUACCUUGAGUCAUCAGCUGUAGAUGUCCCCCAAGAUACCCUGUGAUGGAGGACAGCAGCAUGCAAAGCAGAAAAGAGCAAUGUGAGUGAGAAGGGAACGUGCAGAAGUAUGUGAAGUAUUCAUCUCUCCUAGCCAUGAAGGGCGUCCAGCAAUCUUUGUCAAUGUCCAUGAUUAUUUUCUAUCCCAAAAAAACGAGUUGAACAGUUGCUAAUCCAGUAGGCAGAAAAAGAGGAGAGCUAAGAGGAGAUGCUUCAUACCAGAUGAAGGCCUGCAGAUGCAGCGCCACAUGUCUUGGAGAAUGUGCUUGGACUGCAAGAGAAAAAGGGGCGUUCGCAUGCCGGUGUGCUGCGGCUCCCUCCGGUGUCCACCGCGAGCAAGAGCAGCAGGACACCUCCAGCUAUUUCUCUGUGGCUUCUCUGGUAUGUAAAAUACUGAACAGCUUCCAGCGAGCAACUCCAUCACCAGCAGCAUCGCCCCCAUCAGCACUAAGCUCUCCAAACGGAGUGGUUUUGCUAGCACAAGGGAUCUACCCGCAUCAAGCAGCUGAGAGAGAAUGUCUUCCAGUUUGAAAGAAAAAUUUAAAGCUCAAGAGCAAUCAGCAGAAACCUCCUCACCCAGUACUGGCUGUGAAUCCUGUGCUCUGUGGGAGACGGUGGUACAUCAACACAUUGGUAGAUGACAACAUUUGGCAUCGAUGAAAAUUUCCAAAUAAAUGUGUUGAAAACUCACCAGGCCUUCAGGAUGUUUUAGUUAGCCUCUUAAGCGGUAACAGCUCAAAUGACAGCACAGAGGCACAGAGAAAAACAAAAGCCAAACCAAGGUGUGUGGAAAAUUGUCCAAACAUAGUGCUAUGUGGACUUCCAGAAAAAGCCAAGGAUAUGAGACGAUUCCUCAAACGGGUGGUGGUUAUAACUUCCAUCAUAUCCUUCUGUUUGUUUAAUGACCCCUUGAGCAUUUCCAAUGGACUCGGUUUUAGCCAGUCCCUGAAAGCAGGAAUGGUGGUGUCUUGCUCCAGUGAAAGAGAGGAAUGGUCUUUGGGUUCAGAGGGCUGCCCUGGUGAGCAGGGAAAUGCUUAGCUUUCCCCAGACCCUCUGCACCUCUUCUGGUAUGGUCCACCACUCAUGCAUCCUCCAGAAGUCUUGGGAGGACCACAAAUAAGAAAGAACAGUUGUUUUCCCCUUGAGCACUGCCAAAACCAAUGUUCAGCCACUCUCAGGCCAGAACGGCAGCGGCGCUGCAGGACGGGCCCCGUGGCCGGUACCUGUUCCCGUUCCUUGUGCUCCCUGCCUGCCACGAGCCUGCUCCAGUGGGAAGCCCAGUCCCUCCAUCCCGCCGGGAAGCGCCAGCAAGGCAGCAGGGUGAUGUCCCCGCUGUCGCUGCCCGCCGAUGCCCUCCUGCCAGCCCGUCUGCCCGCCGGCCCCGGCCCCGCCACCGGCCCCGCUCGGUGCCGCGGGGCGGAGAGCCGGGGGAGCAUCCGGGCGCAUCCUGCGGGAGAACGGGAUGCGGGCUCCGCAAUGUCCCUGUGCCACGGACAGCCAGGGAAACGGGGAAGAGGACCGGAGCACUGGGGCGGGGGGGACUGGCGGCAGCUGCGGCGGGAAGCGUGGCUAGAGGUAGCGGCCUGAGGAGAAGCCGGGCUGCAUAGAAGGGCAGGACGAAACGGGACACCAGUGUGCAACGCAGACCCAAGAAUCCAUCCCUGGUGCUGGGCCAUCCUGGGGGAAUGGGAGGAGCCCCUUCGCAGGACAAUAAACUCUGGAAUGAGGGUGUGGGCUGCUGCUCCUCGCUCCCCCCCUUCAUUCCACAUGCAUGAUGAUACCAUAUCCCUCCAUCUCGCUGGCUUCUUGGUUUUUUUUGUUUUGUUUUUUUUUCCUUUUUUUUUCCCCUUUUCCCAGAAAUUGUAUUUUGAAGACAAGCAAAAGGAGAACGUGUUCUGGGUGUGGCUGCAUGUGAUUUACCCAAUAGCCAAAGUGGGGGGGCGCCGAAGGGGAAAAACAGAGCGUCUGCUGCUGAAGGGAGUGGAAGCUGAGGGCUGCAGGAUGAAGAUCUCUGGAACCUGUAUACUGUUUUGUGUCUUAACACUCUUCUUGUCCCCAGCUGACUGGUUUCCAUGGAUGGUCAAUGGGCAAGAACUGGAAACUGCAACUGGUGCAGCUGCCACACCACCUGUGCUUCUUCCUCCUGUUCAGUCUGACAGCGAAACAACAACGGCUUCAUCAGACUGCCGUGAGGAAAAGUUCCCUUGCACGCGCCUGUACUCUGUUCACAAGCCAGUAAAGCAGUGUAUCAGCUACCUCUGUGUUACAAGUGUGCGUCGCAUGUACGUAAUAAACAAGGAGGUGUGCACUCGCAUUAUCUGCAAGGAGAAUGAGGUCAUGCAAGAUGAGAUCUGUCGCCAGCUGGCUGGCCUUCCUCCUCGACGUCUCCGCCGAUCCGGGCAGCCCCUGCCUCUCCCUUGCAGACAGCUCCUGGAGCAGCAGCGCAGGCCUGAUGCCCUGUGAGCUACCGACAGUAGGAGAGGAAAAGGAAGAGAGAGAAGUCAUCAUCCACUACCUACAUUCCAAGACAAGUGCAUCUUGUUUGUGAUUCCCCCAUUGCUUCCUUGCUUCUAUGCCUUCUUCUACAUCCUCUUCUUCAGGUGCUGCAGGGCACAGAGUACCCUCCCUGCCAAUCUGUCAUGAUAGCUGUUGUCAUCUUUAUAAUCUAUUACUGAGGAUAGGGGACUCUCCCCUCUUUUCUCUCACACUCUACCUGGCAGACUGUGAGCUGCUCAUUUCCCAGAGGUCCUUAUAAAUGUGCUGCACCUUCUCUUGCUUCGCCCCUGGAGAGAGCCAGAAAUGGGGACAGGAUGAAGUCCUCCCCAAUGGUACAGAUGCCCUAAGCUGCAUCUCAUCUCACCUUCAUGCCCUAGGACUCCUGCCCUAGAUUUCUGGCCUGGCAUCAGCAUGAGCUCGGAUGUGGUUGGUCAGCCUGAGCCACUCUGAUUCUCCCGAGCCAUUGAGUUUGCUGUGUUAUAGCACAUUCUCCUCCUUGUGUCUGCUGGCCUCAGGGAAGUGACAGAACUAGGAGAUGAGCUGUCAUGAAUCCAAGGCACUCCUCCCUGGAUGGCAACAGAUCAUUUAUAACUACCUCUGGGAAGUUUUUGUCUCAAGCCCAUUGCCUCCCUCACACACAUCUCCUACCAAAAGGAGAAAAUCUGCAUUUAGUAUGGGAUUAUAUUUUUCUCAAAAAGAUUAUGUUGGAUCAGAGUGCUGCUUCUUCUACUCCUCCUCUCCUCUCCCCUGUUCUUGUCCCUCCCUUCCCUCUGAAGACAUCUCUUGAUGCCCAUUCCAGGCAAGUUUCAGGGAGCAGUAAUUGCAGCUGCCUCCACUCCUAAGCCCAAGAAAGCCCAUGAAGAACCUGUGUGACCUGACAUUACUGAGACCUUGCAAUGAAUUAUCUUGUCUUGGUGUCUUGUCUUGGUCUGGCUACCUCCACACUCUCCAGUUGCUGUGCCUGCUUUCAAUCUCCAGUUGAGUUCCUACCUCCUGACCUGGAAGCUCCUGCGCAAAGCAGGAAGGAGCUGCAAAUUGGAAUCGGAUGUGGGAGCAGAAUCAUUAUCUGGGAUUGCUGUUUACCUGGGACCUGGGAUUUUCCUGCAGAAUCUCUGACUGUGCUGACCUGCACAGAGCCAGGUGCUGAUGGGGAAGGUAAACAUAUCUGCAGGUAUAAGUGCUUAUACAGGCCAGUCUGGGCAGAAGAACUCACUGUGGCAGCACUGGAUGUCUGGUCUGCUCAAGGACUGUGUUUUCUAGAUACAUGGAGAACAUUUCCAGGUAUAUGGGCAGUUUUCAUGAUGCGGCCAGGUAGGGUAAGUGGGGAAGAGCAGUCUGAAUUGUAUUAAUCACUCCAUGUGACUCUUAGUGGAAUGAUUCUGUGGGGCACCAGAGGAUCAGCAAGACCCUAUGUUGUUCCCAAGUAGCUGAAAGCCAGUUUGCUAGAUUUGGCAUUCAAUCCCCAAGCAUUGUCUGCUGAACCCUUCAGUCUUGCAGGACCACUGCCCUGUUGCACAGAUCCAGGGUCACACAGUACUGGGGACAGUUUGCUGCGCAGAGGCAGACAUCUCAGAAAAAGAGCAAAACAAUUUGUGCAGGACCAUCUCGGCAGGACCUGCAUUUCUGCUGUAUGCAGCAAGAAGCUAAUCACAUCCUCUGUGUGGGGGAUGUAACCCUGUGCAGACAGAUUCCAUAUGAGGUCAAAAUUAGCCCUAGAUGGACUAAAUCUCUCUAUAUUUAUCCAGUGUACAGGAGAAAGAAUUCCAAAUCACACAGUGACUAGAAUUUUUUCCUACAUAUAGGAACCCUGCACUGCUACUCAGAGGAUGAUGCUCCUCUCGAGUACUCCAGGCUCAUGAGACUAGGAAUGAAGGAGGGAUUUCUUUGUACUGAGAGGGUGCACAUUUCUGUAGAGAGGAGGGUACUGAGAGCUUGAUCUCAAAGACAUUCAAGCCAGUGGCAGCCACUGGCUUCCAUGCCACAGGGACACCUGUGAAAAUUGCCUGUGUGGAGGAAGGUAGGAUGGAGAUGGAUCUUGGAAAUUGGACUGGGUCAAGUCUGUUCUCUGUAUUUAGAGGUGAAUAUUCAUUGCUAUAGAUACAUAACUGGGUAACAUAGCUACUGUACAGCAUAUAAAAAAUUAACUUUCAUACAGGUUGGGAAGUGGUUAGAAGCCUUUCUGUUGCUUUCAGCAGGGACAGGAAGAGGUGCUCCUGUCCAGGAGAACACUGUUUUAAUGCUAGAGUCUAUAUAAUCCAUAUUAAAAGAAAAUUUAUUUCCUGUUAUUCUUGACAACUCUCAUGUGUUUGGGUUUAUUUGUCUCUUGCUGUAUUUCCUCCAGAUUUGUGGGUAUACAUGAUUGCAUAGAGAAUCUAUCAUUUGGAAGCUUUUACUCCCUGCUAGCCUAGUCCUUUGCUGUCACCCUCCUCUCACUCAUGAAUCACAGCUCAUGGGAGUUCCUGGGAACGCUUUUUUUUUCCUAGAGAAACAUAACAUUUUCUCCAGCAUUUUUUUUUACCAUGGAUAGCUGUGCUAGAUUUUCCUGACAAUUGUUAGAUGCUGAACACAGGGAUAACUCCUCCCAGCCCAUGAAAUUUGUGCUGAGGACACAUCUUUUUACUAUGCACAUGCCAUGACUUUCUGGUGGAGAAUUAACAUCUCCAAAUAAAAUGGCAAGGUGACUGAAAUAA
Molecule: messenger RNA, 8216 nt
Organism: Motacilla alba alba
Lineage: Eukaryota; Metazoa; Chordata; Aves; Passeriformes; Motacillidae
Gene: MFAP5
Product: microfibril associated protein 5
Exons: 9
Coding region: 4753-5493 (246 amino acids)
Biological process (GO): embryonic eye morphogenesis
Cellular component (GO): microfibril
Source: RefSeq, a predicted model, not a curated record